Clarias gariepinus (North African catfish) is the source of this 2480-nucleotide messenger RNA. RefSeq names its product solute carrier family 26 member 5 (gene slc26a5). Bases 144 to 2348 code for a protein of 734 amino acids. The transcript has 19 exons. Gene Ontology annotation, molecular function: chloride transmembrane transporter activity; bicarbonate transmembrane transporter activity; secondary active sulfate transmembrane transporter activity. The record is from RefSeq and is a predicted model, not a curated record. Lineage: Eukaryota; Metazoa; Chordata; Actinopteri; Siluriformes; Clariidae. Gene Ontology annotation, biological process: transmembrane transport. Gene Ontology annotation, cellular component: membrane.
GUGUGUGUGUGUGUGUGUGUGUUUUAUCAGUAACUACAGGGAGAAGGAGAGACAGAUCCUGAGACUCAGCGCACUGAUACAUCACUACAGGAAGUGGAGAGAGAGCUGCGGGGUGAUCAGUGUCAUGCCCCUUCUGCGUUGUUAUGGACCAUGAAAGCGACGAUGCUGAGACCUCCUUCGCGCUGGUGUACCGACUCGAGAGACCUGUGUUCAACGAGGAGCACAUCCACACCCAGCUGCAUAAGAAAGAACGGACGCACAAGCCUGUUCGACAGAGAGUAGCCGAGCACUGCCGCUGUUCACCUAAAAAAGCCAAAUCUGCCAUCUUCAGCUUCCUCCCCAUCCUGUCAUGGCUGCCGUCCUAUCCGGUGAAGGACUAUCUGUUUGGGGACGUGGUCUCGGGUCUCAGCACGGGAGUCAUGCAGCUGCCCCAAGGUCUUGCGUACGCGAUGCUUGCUGCGGUUCCUCCAGUCUACGGCCUGUAUUCAUCAUUCUUUCCUGUUCUUCUCUACACCUUCUUCGGCACGUCCAGACACAUCUCCAUAGGCACGUUCGCGGUGAUCAGCCUGAUGAUCGGCAGCGUGGCGGUGAGAGAGGCGCCGGACUCCAUGUUUCCUCUGAACGGGACAAACGGGACGGGGCUGAUCGACGUGGCCGCUCGAGACGCCAGGAGAGUGCAGGUGGCGGCGACCGUCACCGCGCUCAUGGGACUGUUCCAGCUGAUGCUGGGCCUGCUGAGGUUCGGUUUCGUGGCGAUCUACCUGACCGAGCCGCUGGUGCGAGGCUUCACCACCGCCGCUUCGGUGCACGUGUUCGUCUCUCAGCUGAAAUACCUUUUCGGGGUUAAAACCCAGCGCUACAGUGGGCCGUUAUCUGUGAUCCACAGUUUCAUGGCGGUGUGUAAAGAGAUCACCAGCACUAACAUCAGCGCGCUCGUCGUGGGACUGGUGUGUAUCGUCUUCCUCUACGGUGUGAAGGACAUCAACGAGCGGUUUAAAAAGAAGCUGCCCAUCCCCAUUCCCGGAGAGAUCAUCGUGGUGAUCGUCUCGACGGGGGUUUCCUACGGCAUGUCUCUUUCUGAGAGGUACCAGACGGACAUCGUAGGAGAGAUCCCGAGAGGGCUCCAAGCGCCAUGCGUGCAAGACUUCAGUCUCUUCCCCAACCUGAUCGCGGAUGCCGUCGCUCUGGCCGUGGUCGGGUUCUCCAUCGGGAUCUCCCUGGCCAAGAUAUUCGCUCUGAAAUACGGAUACAGCGUGGAUGGAAACCAGGAGCUGAUUGCGCUCGGGUUGUGUAACUUCGUCGGCUCCUUUUUCCACACCUUCGCCGUCACCAGCUCGAUGUCUCGCAGUUUGGUGCAGGAGAGCACGGGUGGAAAGACUCAGAUUGCAGGAUUGCUGGCCUCCUUACUCGUCCUUUUGGUGAUUUUGGCAAUCGGGUUUGUGUUCCAGCCUUUACCACAGACGGUGUUAGCUGCCAUCAUCAUGGUCAACCUGCUCGGCAUGUUCAAACAGUUCCGAGACAUCCCCGCUUUAUGGAGAACCAGCAAGAUCGAACUGGCGAUUUGGGUGGUGGCCUUCGUGGCGGCCGUCCUCCUGGGGUUAGAUUACGGACUCCUGGUGGCUGUUACAUUCGCGAUACUGACCGUCAUCUACAGGACACAGAGCCCUAAGAGUGUUAUUCUCGGGCAGAUCUCCAACACUGGACUUUACUACGACACUGAGGAAUAUGAAGAGGCUACAGAAUGUUCAGGGAUUAAGAUUUUUCACUCCAAUUCUUCAAUCUACUUUGCGAACAGCGACCAGUACGUGAGCGCUCUCAAAGAAAAAACGGGAGUAAAUCCUGCACAGAUUCUGGCCGAGAGAAAAUCCCAGCAGAAGCGCGAGAAGAAGAACAGAGAGAAGAAAGACUCGCGGCACGGCUCUGAGCAGAAGAAGACCGCGGUGGUUAAACAGGAUGUGGAAGGCGUGAGUCAUGAAGUGAUAGACGAAGUCCAGACGCACGUUGGCUCGCAGGUUAACGGGCAGAUCGGUGAGACGGAGUCGGGCUCUGAGGACGAUCGCUUCCUCCAGCCGCUGUGUCCCGUCCACUCCAUCAUCCUCGACUUCUGUUCCGUCAACUUCAUGGACUCUGUAGGAGCCAAAGCUAUCAAAUCUGUCAUUAAGGAGUUUGGAGCCAUUAAUGUGAAAGUCGUGCUCGCCGGAUGCAGCCGAAGUCUCCUCUCCGAUCUCAGGACUCUGCAGUUCUUCAGCGGCCCCGUGACCCUGGACAUCAUCUUUCCCACCGUCCACGAUGCCGUACUGCACUGCCAGCACACGGGGGCGCCCUCCUCCAGCCUCGCCAGCCUGUGAGCGCACAGGAAACAGGAAGUGCUCUUCUGAAGAGUGUGUGGGGAAAAGUCAUUUAGAAGCAAAAAAAUAUAAAAAAAAAAAAAAACAGGAGCUCGGUGUCAGGUACCUGGAACACAUCCUGCCUUUAAACAC